CAGUAACCUUCUUCCACACGGUAUCAUCACCACCAGCACUGCAUUCCUCCGCUCCGAAAGAAAAAGAACCCACAUACAUACACAUACCCUCAUUUUUUUACAUUUUUUUUGGAUACUUUUUUUGUUGUGUUUUUCGGAUUUUAAUGCCUGAGUUAAUAAUUCAUCUAGCACUACUUUCGGGUAGUUUGCCUGUUUUUCCCUACGGCGACGAGCGGCUGCGGUGCGGGGAUCAACAUAUCCGCAAGCUGUGUUUAGGUGCUCUCUACCAGCCCCUCUCUGGAUGCAUCAGACUCCCCUGCCCCGGGGCCCUGGACCCGGUGUGUGACCCUGCCGCCUUCACCCCAUUCCCCCUCUUACCCCUCGGCCCCGAACUCCCUUCCCCCUGUCCGCCUCAACACUCCCACUGUGGGCCCCCUGCCUCUCGACCUGCAGGCGGAGGCAGGGGGCCAUGGCACCAUGGUAACCUUCAACGGACCGAGCCCCCUCGCCAUGAACAGUGUGACGCCUGCAGAGGGCAGGGUUCAGGGGUCGAGCUUUACCCCACAUCAUUACAAAACCUUCAGCUCGCAUGAACACUACCAUCAGGUGAUGGAUGCACUGCGUAAGCUCCAGGAGAGUGGGUUCUACUGGGGGGCCGUUGGGGGUCGGGAGGCCAGCUCCCUGCUGCGCUCUCACCCCCCGGGAACGUUCCUGAUCCGGGACUCCUCGGACCACCACCACUUCUUCACCCUCUCCGUGCAGACGGCUCGAGGAACCAAGAACCUGCGCAUCCACAGCGAGGAGGGGGGCUUCUUCUUACAGCCGGACCCCCAAAACACCCUGGAGCUCCCUCAGUUUGAUUGUGUGCUGAAACUCAUCGCGCACUACAUGGGCAAAGGACCAGAUACUGGAAGGACCAGAGGAGGGGCAAGCGGGGGCAAUUCGGGGGAGGCGAAAAUGAAGGGACGUAACGUUUACCUGAUCCACACCGGUGGAGAGAAAAUCCCCCUGGAGCUGCGGCAACCCCUCUCGAAUUCUCUCUCGUCCCUGCAGCACAUGUGCAGGAGGACACUGAACAACCGAGGCCUGAGGGAGCCGGAGCAAACUGAGCAGCUCCCGCACACACUUAAAGACUUCAUGGAGAAGUACGACGCUCCUAUAUGACUGACAGGAACCGCAGGAGGUUCAGAUGCGCGGACCAGGCGCCGGGGGUGGACGGCCCACCAGUUCUCAUACGCAUACGAGAAUAUUCACAGAGACUGACCAGACUGAGCCUUAUCUGCAAAUACGAGGUCAGUUUCUUCACAGUGGCCGGAAUCAGCUGGUCCCAGAUCUGAUUAAUCACUGAUGAGACCACCAAGAGUCUCGGGGCUGACCUGGGCUCUGGGAGGAGGAGUGUGGUUUGGGUAACCAACGAUUACCUCGUCCAUCCUGCCUUGCAAAACAAACAAAAAAAAAAAACUGAAAAAAACAAACAAAAAAAAAAGAAUAAAGAAAAACUGACCACUGGUGAGAGUGGCAGAUAAAGCCAGGGGUCAAAGGUCAACGUUUCCUAUGACUGACUCAGACGCAGAGCAGUGCCUCGUAGAAGAUUAACACGAUUGGUCGAUAUUAACGAUGAUGGCAACCGCAUGAUCAAUGCGCCCGCCGAGACGACCCCGGUGGGUUUAAUAUGCUUUAGGGAGAAACCUGACAUUUACAGCGCUUUUGGAUCACAGGACACAGAGAAAAGACGGCAAAGGGCAGAGAGCGGGUGAAUGAAGGGGGGGGUGGGGGGGGGGCGUUACGGAGAAUGGGGCAAAGUCCAAACAGGGGGCUUCACACAGAGAACGCACACUAUUUGUUUGUUCGAGUGUGUGUGUGUUUGUGUGUUGUGGUGGCGCACACAUUUCCAUCGCUGCUGCUUCCCGCAAAUGUUGCCUCACAGGAGGGAGUGGGGUGGUCAUGCACGCUAGCUCCACACACACACACACACACACACACACACACACACACAUGCAGGUACAGGCCCACAUGAAGGUUUUUUUUUGUUAGCGUGGGACAAAAAAAAAAAAACACAUUACAAAGCAUUUUCUCCUUCUCCUGUUUGUUUCUCGUCCUCAUCCACUCCCUGCCCGGCUCCUUCUUCUUCUCUCUCUUUUUUUUUUUUUUUUUUCUGUUUCGGGAGAUGCAUGUGUGCUCUGACAGUGACAAAAAACAGACAUCUGUAGCCGAGACAAAAGCUCGUCACAGAGACAAAAGCAUUGGCCGGGGACCAAACAAAACAGCAGAACUUAUUUUUAUCCAGACUGGCUGGAAAAAUGUCAGCGACACUGUAAAGCUCCUUGGGGAAUGACGACGAUGAUCCCAGAGAUAGAGGGGGGGGGGGGGCUGUGGAGGGUGAGAAGAGGGAUUGAGCGGAGGAGAGAGGAGAAGAGCUGGAAAUGGGAUUAGGAAACUGGGGAAGGGGGCUAGGCUUGUGGAGAAGUGGGAGGAGACAUACUGGUAUACAGCUAAACAAAAACAUUGAAGUGAUUGAUGGCUCAGAUUAGAGGAAAUGAAAGAGCUCAACGGGACACGGCUCCUGUAAAUACAACAAAAAAAAAAAGUAAAGUUUUGGCUGGGUCUUAAUUCUGUCUUUUAGACCCUCUUAGAUUAUCAUCUUAUUUCUUACUGCGGGGGUCUGGCCAGCGGAGGAGUGGGAGGAAACAUACUGGUAUACAGCUAAGCAGAAAUACUGAUGUGAUGGAUAUCCUGGACAUGGAGGAAAUUAAAGAGCUCAACAGGACGCCGUUCCUGUAAAUAUAACCAGAAGAAAGUUUUUGGUUGAGUCUUAAUUCUGUCUUUUAGACCCUCUUAGAGUAUCACCUUUCUUUUUCUUUUUUUUGUACUAAAAAUGCCUCGUUGUGUUUGAGCGUGUUCAGCUCUCCCUCUUUGUUUGCUUACCAUUCAUGAAGGAGAAUACGAGAGGAAACGAGCUGUUAUGUAGAUGGUUUCAUGCCUGUACCUUUUUUAAAAUUUUACUUUGCCUUCAUGUAUCUUCCAGUCUUUGCCUCUGGAGCUGUUUGUUAUUCUGAAUGUCAAGGGAGCAACAAGACGUCCCCUUAAGUGAGUCUUUAAAAAAAGCCUUUUUCUAAACGUGCAAGACCCGGAUUUGAUCAAAAGUUUUCUGCGUCCGACCCGUGCUCGUACCUUACCCGUCAUCCAUAUUGGAGUGGAAGCCUUUUUCACAUCAUUAAAAAAUUUUUUGUGGCCACUUGAGACAAGGGCGCUGAAUUUCUAGCAUAGCAAACGCACAUCUUUGUUUCAAAUCCGGGUUUCUCUCUUGCAUCGACACCAAGUUGUUGUUGUUGUUGUUGUUUUUGUUUUUGUUUUUGUUUUUGUUUUUUGGACAUGCGUUGCACCAUGUGAAUCAUUUUGUCUUUUAUAAAGACUCUCUUGCAAAAAGGCUGGCCACUAGUCUGGCAAAAUACAAGCUGUAAUAUCUGAAAUGACAAAAGCAUUACAAAAAAUAAAUGAAAAAGGAACGUUGCACAUAUUUAUAUUUCUAAAAUAUUUCAAUAAUUUAUAUUAAAGAGCACUAUUUUUACAAAACUCAA
Molecule: messenger RNA, 3557 nt
Organism: Mugil cephalus (flathead mullet)
Lineage: Eukaryota; Metazoa; Chordata; Actinopteri; Mugiliformes; Mugilidae
Gene: socs3b
Product: suppressor of cytokine signaling 3b
Exons: 3
Coding region: 457-1143 (228 amino acids)
Biological process (GO): intracellular signal transduction; phosphatidylinositol phosphate biosynthetic process
Cellular component (GO): phosphatidylinositol 3-kinase complex
Molecular function (GO): 1-phosphatidylinositol-3-kinase regulator activity
Source: RefSeq, a predicted model, not a curated record